Zeugodacus cucurbitae (melon fly) is the source of this 1542-nucleotide messenger RNA. RefSeq names its product protein yellow-like. Bases 156 to 1460 code for a protein of 434 amino acids. The transcript is spliced from 4 exons. Gene Ontology annotation, cellular component: extracellular region. The record is from RefSeq and is a predicted model, not a curated record. Lineage: Eukaryota; Metazoa; Arthropoda; Insecta; Diptera; Tephritidae.
UUCAUCAGCUGCGAUCCAAAAAUCAUUGAAAUAUUUCAUUCAGUGCGGUUUUACGGUUUAGCUACGCCUGGUGUGAGCUCUAUACGCGUUCAUAUUUACGUAUUUACAAUUAAUUGUGUACUAGUUGAAGUGGAAUAGAUUUGUUUUUAUGCAAAAUGCACUUCAUUCAGUUGUAUAUAUUACUGCGCUUCAUCAACUUUUGUGUCUGUCCAAGCGUCUACAAUUACAAUGGCGGUUAUAUACAACAACAACAGAGGCCGAUCUAUGGAUAUAAGGAACUUAAUACGUUGUAUGAAGCGAGAAACUUGGAAUUCGGCUUUCCCAGUGAAGCGGAGCGACAGGCAACCUUACGCGACGGGCGCUACAACCCAGAUACUGUGCUACCGAUUGAUGUAGAUGUCUUUUAUACGCCCCCCAAUGGUUCGCCGAUUAUUUUCGUCACAAUACCGCGUUUCGGUAAAGGUGUGCCAUAUUCGUUGGCCUAUUUGACGAAUGUGCAACGGUAUAAUGGCACAGAGCUGCAACCGUAUCCCAGUUAUGACUGGCAUUGGUCUCAUGGCAGGGACUGUAAUGGACUCACCUCAGUUUGUCGCGUGCUUAUCGAUCCCUGUGGUCGCAUGUGGAUACUCGACAGUGGUGAGAUUGACAACGAGCAAUUCUGUCCACCGCAAAUCGUUGCUAUCGAUGUGGCUACAUCUCGUGUGCUGCAUCGCUAUCAUUUACCAUCGGAAAUGUACAAAAGCACCGUUAGUCGUUUUGUUACACCUUUGGUGGAUAUUACGGAUCCACCACCACGCGGUGAAUGCCGACAAACCUUCGUUUAUAUGGCCGAUGCCACCGGUUUUGGUAUUGUGGUUUAUGAUGUGCAGAAUGCGCGUUCGUGGCGCAUAGAAAACAAAUACACCUAUCCAGAUCCGGAUUUCAGCACACAUACAAUAGCUGGUGAAAGCUUUGAACUUUUAGAGGGUGCAAUCGGUCUCUCUGUAACGCCUUUGGGUUUGGGUGUAAGACGUUCACUCUACUUCCACUCCUUUUCAAAUGAUGCUCAAGUGGCGAUUCCAUUGGAUGUUAUUAACAACAGCACUCUCUGGGACUUUGGUUUAGGCUCCGCUAUAGACCAGUUCAGUUUGCUUGGUAAGCGUGGCGUGCAGUGUGCGGCAUCAGCGAUGACCUCCAGUGGUGUACUCUUGUGUGGCCAUUAUGAGCCUAUUGGACUAUUCGGCUGGAAUAUACGCACACCAUAUACGUUCCAAAAUCGUUUCUUGCUGGCUGAGAAUCCCGUUAAACUGCAAUUUGUAAGCGGUCUGAAGGUGAUAACAAAUCCCUGGGGGAAGGAAGAGGUCUGGAUGCUAUCGAAUCGUGUGCAAAAGGCUUUCACUGGUAAAAUCAAUUUCAAUGAGAUAAACUAUCGCAUAAUGCGGUGCGGCGUUGAUGAGUUGCUGCAAGGAGGACCCUGUUGAUAGUCAGGGUGAUAUUUUAAGUUAGAUAAGGUUGUGUAAACGUAAUAUAACUAAAUAUUUGUUUUAGAAAUAAAGUGAUAAA